GGGGUUUCCUUCGCUAGAGAGGUCGAUCCUCUGUUUAGGGAAAAUGGAUGUCUACUAUUAACAGUAACAAAAUCGUUCGUAAUCCGACGCUUAUUCAAAGGAUCUGUUCAAGUCACAUAUCAGACGUUGAAUUUUAGACACCAGUUACCAUGUAUAGCCAAGAAGAAGAAAUGUACAGUCAUGACGAUGACAGUGAUGAGAUCACAACAGAACUUUGGCAGGAGGCAUGUUGGAUUGUUAUCAGUUCCUACUUCGACGAAAAAGGACUGGUAAGACAGCAACUGGACUCUUUCGAUGAGUUUAUUCAGAUGUCUGUGCAACGAAUUGUUGAAGAUGCACCACCUAUUGACCUACAGGCUGAAGCUCAACAUACAUCAGGCCAAGUGGAGACACCACCUCGAUAUUUAUUAAAGUUUGAACAGAUCUAUUUGUCUAAACCAACUCACUGGGAAAAAGAUGGUGUUGCAACUCCUCUUAUGCCAAAUGAAGCCAGACUUAGAAAUCUCACGUACUCGGCACCACUGUAUGUGGACAUCAAGAAAACAGUGAUCAAGGAAGGUGAAGACCCUGUUGAAACUCUCCAUCAGAAAACAUACAUCGGGAGGAUUCCCAUCAUGCUGAGGUCAACUUACUGUCUCCUGAAUGGACUUACUGACCGUGACCUGACUGAACUGAAUGAGUGUCCUUUGGAUCCAGGAGGUUAUUUUAUCAUCAAUGGUUCUGAGAAGGUCCUCAUUGCUCAGGAGAAAAUGGCUACUAAUACAGUGUAUGUGUUUCAGCAGAAAGACUCAAAGUAUGCAUUCAAGACUGAGAUUCGUUCUUGCCUUGAGCAUUCAUCUCGUCCUACGAGUACCCUUUGGGUGAACAUGAUGGCCAGAGGUGGAGGGGGUGCAAGAAAAAGUGCUAUAGGACAACGAAUUAUUUCUAUUCUUCCUUACAUCAAACAGGAGAUACCCAUUAUCAUCGUGUUCCGUGCUCUUAGUUUUGUGUCUGAUCGUGAUAUUUUGGAGCACAUAAUAUAUGAUUUUGAUGACCCAGAGAUGAUGGAAAUGGUCAAGCCAUCUCUUGAUGAGGCCUUUGUGAUCCAAGAACAGACCGUAGCUCUCAACUUUAUUGGUGCUAGAGGUGCUAAGCCAGGUGUGACCAAAGAGAAGCGUAUCAAGUAUGCUCGUGAAAUCCUGCAGAAGGAGAUGCUACCACAUGUGGGAGUCAGUGAAUUCUGUGAAACCAAGAAAGCUUACUUCCUGGGCUACAUGGUGCAUCGACUUCUUCUUGCUGCUCUGGGUCGAAGAGAGGUUGACGACAGAGAUCACUAUGGCAACAAACGCUUGGAUCUAGCUGGGCCACUUUUAGCUUUUCUCUUCAGAGGAUUGUUCAGGAACCUGAUGAAGGAGGUGAGGAUGUAUGCACAGAAGUUUAUUGAUCGAGGGAAGGACUUCAACAUGGAGCUGGCCAUCAAGACUGGCAUUGUGACUGAUGGUCUUAUGUACUCACUGGCUACAGGAAACUGGGGUGACCAGAAGAAGGCUCACCAAGCUAGAGCUGGUGUAUCUCAGGUGUUAAAUCGCUUGACUUUUGCCUCUACACUUUCCCAUUUGCGACGUCUGAACUCGCCUAUUGGUCGUGAUGGAAAGCUGGCUCGACCGCGUCAGCUGCACAACACUCAGUGGGGAAUGAUUUGUCCUGCAGAAACACCUGAGGGAGCUGCUGUUGGACUAGUGAAAAAUCUUGCCUUGAUGGCCUACAUCUCUGUUGGUUCUCAGCCAUCUCCAAUCCUAGAGUUCUUGGAAGAGUGGAGCAUGGAGAACCUGGAAGAAGUAGCACCAUCUGCCAUUGCAGACACAACAAAGAUUUUUGUCAAUGGAUGUUGGGUAGGCAUCCAUCGUGAUCCUGACCAACUUAUGUCCACACUUCGCAAACUAAGACGAGAGAUGGACAUCAUUGUUUCUGAGGUGUCCAUGAUCAGAGAUUUUCAAGACAGAGAGGUGCGCAUCUACACUGACGCUGGUCGCAUUUGUCGCCCACUGCUCAUUGUAGAGAACCAGAAACUGCUGUUGAAAAAAAGCCACAUCCAGCAGCUGAAAGAGAGAGAGUACAACAACUACAGUUGGCAGGAUCUGGUGUCAAGCAGUGUGGUGGAGUACAUUGAUCCACUAGAGGAGGAAACUAUAAUGUUAGCAAUGACCCCUGAUGACCUUAGAGAAGACAAAGAGUCAGCCUACUGCUCUACAUACACUCAUUGUGAGAUCCACCCAGCGAUGAUUCUUGGUGUUUGUGCAUCCAUUAUUCCUUUCCCUGAUCAUAAUCAGUCCCCCCGAAACACAUACCAGUCAGCUAUGGGUAAGCAGGCCAUGGGUGUAUACAUCACCAACUACCAUGUUCGCAUGGACACUUUGGCUCAUGGCCUCUUCUACCCUCAAAAACCUCUUGUUACAACCCGCUCUAUGGAGUACCUCCGUUUCAGGGAGCUUCCAGCAGGUAUCAAUUCAGUUGUAGCCAUUGCCAGCUACACAGGUUACAACCAAGAAGAUUCUGUCAUCUUGAAUGCUUCAUCCAUUGACAGGGGCUUUUUCAGGUCAUUUUUCUUCCGGUCUUACAAAGAUGCUGAAUCCAAGAAAGGUUUAGAUCAGGAAGAGGUCUUCGAGAAGCCAACAAGAGAAACAGUGCAAGGUAUGCGGCCAGCAUUGUAUGAGAAGCUGGACGAUGAUGGCAUCAUUGCACCAGGAACUCGUGUCUCUGGUGAUGAUGUUCUUAUUGGCAAAACUAUUACUCUUCCUGUCAGUGAGGAUGAGCUGGAAGGAGCAGUAAAGAGAUUUUCCAAACGAGAUGCCAGUGUGUUCAUGAGGCGAAGUGAGACUGGCAUUGUAGAUCAGGUGAUGUUAACUAUUAACAAUGAUGGAUACAAGUUCUGCAAAAUUCGUGUGCGCACAGUGAAGACACCACAGAUUGGAGACAAGUUUGCCAGCCGCCAUGGCCAAAAAGGAACUUGUGGUAUUUCCUACAGACAGGAGGACAUGCCUUUCACAUGUGAAGGCAUAACACCAGAUAUCAUCAUCAACCCUCAUGCCAUCCCCUCACGUAUGACCAUUGGUCACUUGAUCGAGUGUCUGCAAGGAAAAGUAGCUGCAAACAAGGGUGAAAUUGGUGAUGCUACACCUUUUAACGAUACUGUAAAUGUGCAGAAGAUUUCCAAACUUCUUCAACAGUACGGUUACAACCUUCGUGGCAAUGAGGUGCUUUUCAAUGGCUUUACGGGGCGUAAGCUCAAUGCACAAGUUUUCCUGGGUCCCACCUACUACCAACGCCUCAAACAUAUGGUGGAUGACAAGAUCCACUCUCGGGCUCGAGGUCCUGUGCAAAUCCUGAACAGGCAACCCAUGGAGGGUCGAUCCCGUGAUGGUGGUCUGCGCUUUGGAGAGAUGGAGCGUGACUGUCAGAUUGCCCAUGGUGCUGCACAGUUUCUCCGGGAACGUCUUUUUGAGGCCUCUGACCCAUAUCGUGUGCAUGUCUGCAAUCUUUGUGGUCUCAUUGCUAUUGCUAACCUCAGAAAUCAGACUUUUGAAUGUCGCAGCUGCAAAAACAAAACCCAGAUUUCACAAAUUCGCAUCCCAUAUGCAUGCAAGUUGCUGUUCCAAGAGCUUAUGGCAAUGAGCAUUGUUCCCAGGAUGAUGGUCACGUGAUUGCAAGCAUGAGAGAUUGAAUCAUGGAUCACAAGACAAGCACAUCAGUACACAUUUUACAACUUCUGUCAGGCCCAUAACUGUCAAUAAGCUGGUAGUGCGACAGUUGGGUUCAGCAUGCUAAAUAUGCUUGCACAAGUUUAAUGCUGAUGAAUUCUGGGAACAGGAGAUGUGCUAAACAUGAAUUUCAGUGCAGUUAAUUUGCAGGGAAGUGGUGUACAUCUGUAUCAGAUCGGUACAGUGAAAGAGCAAGUGCCUAUAAAAUGUCGUGACAAAAAGAAUUCCUGGGCAUCUACUGUGCAAGAGAGACAGUGCUGUGUGUAUAUAAUAACUUCGGACCAUAAAAAGAAUCUUGCCUGGUAAUGUUCACAAUGGUAAUGUUCUUAACCCUCUUAGUACCGCAAAAAAAUAUAACAUUACAGUAACUGACUUUUAACUGAAGACUGUGAAGACAACAGUGGGUGAAAUUAGUUUUUGUAUCAUUGCUGCUCUGAGGUUAACAUUACACCAAGAAACCUGUACAUUUUUGGAAAGGAGAAAACUGGAACUUUGAGAUUAAAAAUAAUGAAAAUAGCAUUCCCUGUGCUUCCUGACAAAGCCACGAUUGUGGCCCAUCGCACUAAGAGGGUUAAGAAGUGAAUCCCUAUUAUUUGACUGCUCAUAAGAAGACGUUGAAAACAAAAGACAUGAAAUCACUUGAUUGAAUGAAUGCCUUGUCAAUAAAUAAUUUUUGAACACUA
This is a messenger RNA of Pomacea canaliculata, 4420 nucleotides long. RefSeq names its product DNA-directed RNA polymerase II subunit RPB2. Gene Ontology annotation, biological process: DNA-templated transcription. Gene Ontology annotation, molecular function: ribonucleoside binding; DNA binding; DNA-directed RNA polymerase activity. The record is from RefSeq and is a predicted model, not a curated record. The transcript has 24 exons. Gene Ontology annotation, cellular component: RNA polymerase II, core complex. Bases 150 to 3680 code for a protein of 1176 amino acids. Lineage: Eukaryota; Metazoa; Mollusca; Gastropoda; Architaenioglossa; Ampullariidae.